Molecule: messenger RNA, 4766 nt
Organism: Larimichthys crocea (large yellow croaker)
Lineage: Eukaryota; Metazoa; Chordata; Actinopteri; Sciaenidae
Gene: vps39
Product: VPS39 subunit of HOPS complex
Exons: 24
Coding region: 416-3046 (876 amino acids)
Biological process (GO): vesicle-mediated transport; intracellular protein transport; endosomal vesicle fusion
Cellular component (GO): membrane; cytoplasm
Molecular function (GO): protein binding
Source: RefSeq, a predicted model, not a curated record
CCGCCUUCAGUCACGUGCCUGUCAGAGCCCGCUCGCCUCGCGCAGCCGUCAACAACAAACAGCAGGAAGUAACGAAGCUAACCUGGCUAACACUAAAGUAACGCCCGUUACCGCGCGCUUCGCUCGUUACUAAGCUCGUGCUAAACUCACUAAAUGUCGCGUGCGUUUGAGUGACUGACCGUCUGUGCCCGGCGCGCGCUCACAGGGGGCGAUGUGCUAACUUUGAGCUAGGCUAACGGUCAGCUGUUGUUUUGGUCGGUAGCUGCGGGCUAACGGACGCAGCCUGUCGGUGACACGGCCGGUCCAUGGAGACGUGUGAAGCCGUGACACACUGACACACCUCGGUCAGCUGUUGUCGGGUCCGUGCGGGGAUCGAACCUGCGUCAGAGCGGUCUGUACCUGAACCAGCUCCAACAUGCAUGACGCGUACGAACCGGUGCCGAUUCUGGAGAAGCUUCCGCUCCAGAUCGACUGCCUGGCGGCCUGGGAGGACUGGCUGCUCGUGGGGACCAAGCCGGGCCACCUGCUCCUCUACAGAAUAAAGAAGGAUGCAGGCACCAACCGGUUUGAGGUGACGCUGGAGAAAUCCAACAAGAACUUCUCCAAGAAGAUUCAGCAGCUCUACGUCGUCUCACAGUACAAAAUCCUCGUCAGUCUUCUCGAGAACAACAUCCACGUCCACGACCUCCUGACCUUCCAGCAGAUCACCGUGCUGCCCAAAGCCAAAGGAGCCACGCUCUUCGCCUGCGACCUGCAGCAAACCAGCUCAGGAGAGGAAAGGUUGAGAAUGUGCGUCGCAGUGAAGAAGAAGCUCCAGCUUUAUUACUGGAAGGAUCGAGAGUUCCACGAGCUGCAGGGGGACUUUGGUGCUCCAGAUAUUCCAAAGUCCAUGGCCUGGUGUGAAAACUCCAUCUGUGUUGGUUUCAAACGGGACUAUUACCUCAUCCGGAUGGACGGCCGUGGCUCCAUCAAGGAGCUCUUCCCCACUGGGAAACAGCUGGAGCCCCUGGUCGCACCACUGGCUGACGGGAAGGUGGCCGUUGGUCAGGAUGAUCUAACCGUGGUACUGAAUGAAGAGGGCGUCUGCACGCAGAAGUGCGCCCUGAACUGGACGGACAUCCCGAUAGCAAUGGAGCACCAGCCUCCGUACAUCAUCGCCGUCCUCCCCCGGUACGUGGAGAUCCGGACCUUCGAGCCGAGGCUGCUGGUGCAGAGCGUGGAGCUGCAGAGACCUCGCUUCAUCACCUCCGCAGGGCCAAAUAUCGUGUACGUUGCCAGCAACCACUUUGUGUGGCGUCUUGUUCCCGUGUCGAUAGCCAGCCAGAUCCGGCAGCUUCUUCAGGACAAGCAGUUUGAGCUGGCUCUUCAGCUGGCGAAGAUGAAGGAUGAUUCAGACGGGGAUAAGAAGCAGCAGAUACAUCACAUCCAGAAUCUCUACGCCUUCAACCUGUUUUGCCAGAAGAGAUUCGAUGACUCCAUGCAGGUGUUUGCCAAACUCGGCACAGAUCCCACCCAUGUGAUCGGGCUGUACCCAGACCUGCUCCCGUCAGACUACCGCAAACAGCUGCACUAUCCCAACCCGCUGCCUGCUCUGUCCGGGGCAGAGCUGGAGAAGGCUCAUCUCGCCCUGAUCGAUUAUCUCACCCAGAAACGCAGCCACCUCGUCAAACAGCUGAACGACUCCGACCCUUCGACGACGUCUCCGCUCAUGGAGGGCACGCCCACGAUUAAAAGCCGCAAAAAACUGCUGCAGAUCAUCGACACCACCCUGCUCAAGUGUUACCUGCACACCAACGUGGCCCUGGUGUCGCCCCUCCUCCGUCUGGAAAACAACCACUGCCACAUCGAGGAGAGCGAGUACGUCCUGAAGAAAGCCCACAAGUACAGCGAGCUCAUUAUUCUCUAUGAGAAGAAAGGUCUGCACCAGAAAGCUCUGCAGGUGCUGUUGGACCAGUCCACCAAGGCCAACUCUCCGCUGAAGGGCCACGAGCGAACAGUGCAGUACCUCCAAAGACUGGGAGUGGACAAUUUGGGAAUCAUCUUUGAGUUUUCUCCCUGGGUGUUGAAGAUCUGUCCUGAGGACGGCCUGAAGAUCUUCACAGAGGACCUGACCGAGGUGGAGACUUUGCCCAGAGACAAGGUGCUGAACUUCCUGAAGGAGGGCUUUAAGGAGCUCGCCAUCCCGUAUUUAGAGCACAUCAUUUACGUGUGGGACGAUAAAGGCCCGGAGUUUCACAACGUGCUGAUUCAGCUCUACCUGGAGCGGGUUCAAGGCCUCAUGAAACAGUAUCUCAACUCACUGCCGGAAGGAGUUCCAGCUGUUGCUGCGGGGAAGGAGGACGGUGAUCUGGGUGAGUUCAGGAACAAGCUGCUGUCUUUCCUGGAUAUUUCUACCAGCUACGAACCAGCCAGACUCAUCAGUGACUUUCCCUUUGACGGCCUGCUGGAGGAACGCGCGCUGCUGCUGGGUCGGAUGGGCAAACACGAGCAGGCGCUCUUCAUCUACGUGCACAUCCUGAAAGACACCCGCAUGGCCGAAGAAUACUGUCACAGCCACUACAACAGCUCAGUCGACGGGAAUAAAGACGUUUAUCUGUCUUUGCUGCGAAUGUACCUGUCACCUCCUGACGUCCACUGCCUCGGGCCCAUCAAGAUGGAGCUGUCUGAGCCUCAGGCUAACCUCCAGGCAGCCCUGCACGUCCUGGAGUUGCACCACAGCAAGCUCAACACCACCAAGGCCAUCAAUCUCCUCCCAGCAAACACUCAGAUUAGAGAGAUCCGGGUCUUCCUGGAGAGCGUCCUGGAGGAGAAGGCACAAAGAAAACGUUGCAACCAGGUGUUGAAGAGUCUGCUGCAGGCCGAGUUCCUCAGGGUGCAGGAGGAGCGGAUCUUCCACCAGCAGGUCAAAUGUGUCAUCACAGAGGAGAAGACCUGCAGAGUCUGCAAGAAGAAGAUAGGAAACAGCGCGUUUGCCAGAUAUCCCAACGGCGUGGUGGUGCAUUACUUCUGCUGCAAAGACCGUACCGUCUGUCCCACUGAGCAGUAAACGCUCCACCCGACCAUGACUUUGUUUUUUUUUUUUUUUAACUAAUAAAUAACCUCCCCCUCCUCCCCUCUCUCUCUCUCUCCUCCUUCUCUGUGGAUUUCAAUGCUCGGACAUCUUUGAACUAGAAAUGCAUCAGAAGGUUGGAAGUUAAAGAAGAGCUGACGUCGUUUCUCUUCACCUGAGUUCACCUCGGACACGGCCGCUGUCGCGCUCUCACAGCCGAGCAGAACAGCACCUCCUCUCUUUCUGUCUGUGCAUGAAGUAACAGCAGGAAUGUCCGAGAGAAAUAAAGAGAGACGCUCUGACAUUUGAAAGGCAUGUGUCACUGUAACGCUAGAAGGGAUUCAUUGCCCUGCAUGUCGGCUCCGGAGAAAAUGGGCGCUAUUGACAGACGCCCAGAGGAAGAGGAGCUGUAACAACAGGAGUCAGUGCUCGUUCAUCACAAAGCCUCGGCCUGCAGUUUGAGUCCAUCGCUUCUCUCUUCCUGCCUCUCCCCUGUAACAUGUGUAGGCCUGAGAUACUGCUUGAUCUGCCACACACACUCUGCAGGAGUGUGUUAAAUGCCUUUUGUGACUCUGAUGAUUGUACCAGACGUCUCAUGAUGUGUUUCUGUUAGCAUGUGCCGGUACCGACGAAGCGGAUCAGUGUUUGUCCCGCGGCGCGUUGGACGUGUUCUCUUACUAACACUCACGGCUACGUUCGUUUACUCGUUCACCGUCUCCACGGCAGCAUUUUUAACGGCGUGUUAAUUAUUUGUCUUUUGUUUCGAAUGAAGUAAAACUCACCCAGAGUGAGACUGUGUGACUUUUAAACAGCAGCCAAGGUGACAGUUACAGUGACUUCUUCUUAAUUAUUCAGUUAAUUAUACAGAGCUGCAACGAUUGGCUGAUUAGUCAAUUAGUUGAUUGAAAGAAAAUUUAAGAAUUUCAGCAAUUUUCCAGAGUAAAAAUAUAAAAGUUCUCAGCUUCUAGAGUCUCGAAUGUUCUUUGAGGUUAGAACUGUUACUCAACCAAACAAUUAAUCAAGAAAGUAAAGUAGAUGCAUUGAUAAUUAAUAAUAAAUAAUCAUUAGCUGCAGCCUGACAUCACUGUUACAGCAACAAAAGCAGAGACGAGCAAGUCUCUAACAUUAGGGUGUGUGUGUGUGUGUGGCAUGUGUGUGGCGUGUGUGUGUGUGUGUGUGUGUGUCUUCUUUAAAAGGUUCUGUAGUCUCGCUCUAAGAUGGAUCAGCACUUUGUUUAUUUAUUGUCCGAUCACACAUCUGUGUGAAACAACUGGAAGUAAUCAGAAGGUGUGUGUGUGUGUGUGUGUGUGUGCGUGUGCGUGUGCGUGUGUGUGUGUGUGUGUGUUGUGAUGAAACGUGUUGAAGAAGCAGAACUCCUCGUGUUGACUUCCAAACUUCUUUUAACCACUAAGUCUGAUUGUUUGAAGAGUUCUUGAUCGUUUUUUAAGUUCCUCACACGUUGCAGCGUUUUCUGCUCUGCGCUCUGAAAGGUUUGCACACACACACACACACUGCUGAGACUGUUUCUGAAUAUCUGUUUAUCUGUAUGUGUGUGUGUGUGUGUGUGUGUGUGUGUGUGUGUGUGCGCGCACUGUAUAAACACAGAGGGUGUUAAUUUCACUUAAUGUCACUGACGUUUUUUGAUUUUGAGGAGCAAUGCAUCCGUCUGUCUGUCUCUGUUUGGCUUUAAUCAGUAAUAAACAAGCAUUUCCACUCA